AUGGACUAUCCAGUUUUAUUUAAUCAUCUGCCUGUAGUGCAAUGGCUCCACGCGAACCGCAAGGAAGGCUGUACUGCCGAGGCACUAGAGUUUGCAGCGAGGCACGGAUACUUGGAGAUAUUACAGUGGCUGCACUUACAUCGGCCCGGCGGCUGGUCAACUAAUGUGAUGGAUACGGCCGCAUCAAACGGGCAUUUACACGUUGUACAGUGGCUCCACGCGCAUCGAAGAGAAGGAUGCACGACCAGAGCGAUGGACUACGCUGCUAUGGACGGACAUAUGGACGUUGUUCAGUGGUUGCAUCACAAUCGAAGUGAAGGCUGCACUACAGAGGCGAUGGAUAGCGCUGCAACCAAUGGACACCUGGACAUUGUGAAGUGGCUGCAUCGUAAUACGAAGGCUCGUUGUUCAACGAAGGCGAUGGAUGAAGCUGCCACCAAUGGACAUUUGAAUGUCGUGCAAUGGCUGUAUGCCAACACGAACGCUGGUUGCACUGCGAAAGCGAUCGAUGGAGCCGCGACGAAUGGACACCUGGGGAUUGUCAAAUGGCUACAUGCUUGUCGCACCGAGGGGUGCACAGUUACAGCAAUGGAUGGUGCUGCCGAGAAUGGAUUUUUGCCCGUCGUGAGAUGGCUGCACAGGAAUCGCAAUGAAGGUUGUUCCGAGAAAGCUAUGACUCGAGCGGCAUACAAUGGACAUCUGCCCAUAGUAGAGUGGCUCCACGUCCACAGAUCACAGGAGUGCUCAGUCCCAGCUAUCGAAGAAGCUGCAUUGUGCAAUAACUUUGAGGUGGUAUUGUUCUUGCACUACCAGCGCCACGAGAAAUACACGUCUAAAAUCGCGGUGCAAUCUUACGAAAAUGGGAGUCCAGAGAUCCAUGAGUGGAUUAUCCAGCGCUAUCCAGAAUAUCGGGAGGCAGUUGAAGCAGAACAUGGUCAGGACUAA
This is a messenger RNA of Phytophthora sojae, 945 nucleotides long. RefSeq lists its product as hypothetical. The record is from RefSeq and is a predicted model, not a curated record. The transcript is spliced from 2 exons. Lineage: Eukaryota; Oomycota; Peronosporomycetes; Peronosporales; Peronosporaceae. Gene Ontology annotation, molecular function: protein binding. Bases 1 to 945 code for a protein of 314 amino acids.